Molecule: messenger RNA, 1035 nt
Organism: Adineta steineri
Lineage: Eukaryota; Metazoa; Rotifera; Eurotatoria; Adinetida; Adinetidae
Source: the annotation of a GenBank genome assembly
AUGGAUCUUACAACAAUGCAAUCAUUAAUAUUUAACAAUACAAAUCUCACUUGUCCAACACCUCUUCUAUGGACUUCAGACAAUAUUCAAAGUCGUAAAGCUCGACUUUGGAUAUGUAUAAUAGCUGUAAUCAUCCAUGGAAUAUUUUGGCUUCAACUUGUAUUUAGCUCAUCUGUCCGACAAAAAUCAAUGCAAUGGAUUUAUGCGUAUCUUAUUGCUGAUGCUCUUCUACUUCUUCGAUUUUUCUUCACUUAUAUUAUUCAUACAAUAUCUACUGAUUGUCAACCAAAUAAAGCGUGGUUUUUAUUUAUCUGCUACUUUGAAGCAGCAGUCGAUAAUUAUCUUAAUAUAGUUGAAGUAUAUGUUCUAUUAGCUUUAAAUGUAUGUCGUUAUGUACAAAUAGCAUACAAUCGAAAUGUUUAUAAACAUCAUACAAUUCUUUUAACGUUAGCUCAUAUAAGUAUCUAUUUAAUGCCAUUUAUAUCUUUAUUCAUACAAUUUAUAUGUGGAUGGACUCAAGUACAAGUAGUUAUUGGGGGUUCAUGUCAAGUUAUUUAUACAAAUCUGUAUAUUCAGAUAUUUAAUAUUAUUACUGCAUUUGCACUUCCUAUCUUUCUCAAUAUUUUAAUCAUUUAUGCUAGUGUUCGUCAUAUUCGUUUAACAUCAAAUUUACAACGAACACAACAUCAUGUUUCUGCUCGUGAGAAAUAUAAUCGAUCAUUAGUUAUUCAAUUUCUUAUUUUUUAUAUUAUCUGGGUGGGACUAUGGUCACCAAAUAUUAUUGUUUUUCAAGUAUCAAGUGGUGGAAAUGCAACAAGUAUUGCUAGAACACUUAAUUUUAUUGAAAUAGCCUUAGAUCCAAUUAUUAUUGCCGCAUUAGAUGUUCGUUUUUGGCAAUCAUGGAAAAAACUUUGGAUGCAUUUGAGAAAAAUCAUACGCUUCGAAGUAUCUAGUCGAGCACAAAUUCAUCCAACAACAACGAAAGCCAACGCGUUUUCAUACAAAACUCCACAACUACAAACAACUAAAUUUUAA